Coffea eugenioides is the source of this 888-nucleotide messenger RNA. Its product is annotated as 60S ribosomal protein L24. The coding region runs from base 96 to 590 and encodes 164 amino acids. The transcript is spliced from 5 exons. NCBI's taxonomy places the organism in Eukaryota, Viridiplantae, Streptophyta, Magnoliopsida, Gentianales, Rubiaceae. Gene Ontology annotation, biological process: cytoplasmic translation. The record is from RefSeq and is a predicted model, not a curated record. Gene Ontology annotation, cellular component: cytosolic large ribosomal subunit. Gene Ontology annotation, molecular function: mRNA binding; structural constituent of ribosome.
UAUAUGGCGUGCGAAAUUCGCAUACGAUAAAAACAAAAGUUGUUCGCGGGUUCAGGGCUAGGGUUUCUACCGGUUUCAGACUUGCGCCGUCCGCCAUGGUUCUCAAAACUGAACUUUGUCGCUUUAGUGGAGCCAAGAUAUACCCUGGUAAGGGUAUCAGAUUUGUUCGCUCUGACUCCCAGGUUUUCCUUUUCGCCAAUUCCAAAUGUAAGAGGUACUUCCACAAUAGGUUGAAGCCUUCAAAGCUCACUUGGACAGCCAUGUAUAGGAAGCAACACAAGAAGGACAUGGCCCAAGAAGCUGUCAAGAAGAGACGUCGUACAACUAAGAAACCUUACUCUAGGUCUAUUGUGGGAGCUACUUUGGAAGUCAUUCAGAAGAAAAGAACUGAAAAACCUGAAGUUCGUGAUGCUGCAAGGGAGGCAGCUCUCCGUGAAAUCAAAGAAAGAAUAAAGAAAACCAAGGAUGAGAAGAAAGCUAAGAAAGCUGAGGUGAUGGCUAAGACACAGAAGAGCCAAGGCAGGGGCAAUGUACCCAAGAGCGGAGGAGCAAAAGGUCCCAAACUUGGUGGCGGCGGUGGCAAGCGCUGAAGGUUGUUUAGUGUUUGACUUUCUGAUAUAAAAGUUGAUGUAAGUUUGAAAUCUACCGAGGUUUUGUUAGGUUAAUAAUUGUGUCCUUGCGGGUUUUGGUUGGCUGUCUGUUUUUUGAUUCAUUUUGAUGAGCAGCAUUUAUUUUUGUUUAAACCAUUUUGUUAGGUGGUUUACUAGUAGAUCAUGGUAGGGGAUCCAUUCGACCUGCAAUUUUUAAUUUUAUAACGUCUAUGUUUCUCCUGUUGAAAGAAAAUUUUACUUGUGUUUUUUGUUUUAGAGGUCCACAACUUCUGGAAUU